CCGGCGGUGGGGCGGAGAGAGGGCGGAGCUCGGGCCCCGGGGCUCCGGCCUCGGGGGCGGGGCCCCGGCCACCCAAGCGCUUUCCUCCGGCGCGUUCCACCCUUCCGGCUCCGAGUUCCAUUCACCGCCUCCACCUUCCGCCUGGUGCCGGCUGUCUGCGCGACCGUCGCCGCUUUCCAUCGUCGCGCGGUCCUUGCGGCGCCCGAGCCCGCAAUGUCGGGCCCCAACGGGGACCUGGGCAUGCCGGUGGAGGCGGGCGCGGAAGGCGAGAAUGACGGCUUCGGGGAAGCAGAAUAUGCUGCCAUCAACUCCAUGUUGGACCAGAUCAACUCCUGUCUGGACCACCUGGAGGAGAAGAAUGACCACCUCCACGCCCGCCUCCAGGAGCUGCUUGAAUCCAACCGGCAGACGCGCCUUGAAUUCCAGCAGCAGCUCGGGGAGGCCCCCAGCGAUGCCAGCCCCUAGGCUCUGGGAGCUCCCAGCCAGGCCCCAACCCUGCCUCCCUGAGCCAGGCUCUGGCUGAGCACUCACUGCCUGGCUUAGGUACCUUCUCGAAGGCCGGCCUACAGAUCUCCCGCUGGUCUGCCUGCCUAGGCCGCCCUUCUGGUCCUUCCCUUGGCGUGCCUGGGCCGGCCUCCCCACCUGCCGGCCUCCCCCUCCUGGGGCCAGGGGUGGGCCUGCACCCAUCCACCUUGCCUGCCUGCCCAACUCCUGGACAUUUCCCACUCUGCCCAGGCCUUGAGUGUCCACAUUAAAUGGGUCUCCAAAACCA
Molecule: messenger RNA, 772 nt
Organism: Sus scrofa (pig)
Lineage: Eukaryota; Metazoa; Chordata; Mammalia; Artiodactyla; Suidae
Gene: BBLN
Product: bublin coiled coil protein
Source: RefSeq, a predicted model, not a curated record